ACAUUUCCAUAACCAAAACUCAAAUUUUCAAAGAUGAAGAUCAAUCUUAUUAUUCUUUUCUUCUUUGCUCUCUUCUCAUUAUAUACCUCCCAAUCCAAUGCCUCUUAUGCAAAUUCUAAUCCUGAUUUCUGUGUAGCAGACCUAAACACUCCAUACACUCCUUCAGGCUACCAAUGCAAAUCAUCAAAAGAUGUAACAGUCGACGAUUUCGUAUUCUCCAACUUUGUGACCGGAAAAGCAAUAGACCAUUUCAAUAUUACGUUAACCGUUGCAUCCGUCAACAACUUUCCAGGUCUCAAUGGACUUGAUAUCUCUGCAGCAAGAGUUGAGGUCGGUGCAAACGGAACUAUUGCAAUGCACACUCAUCCAGAUGCAUCUGAGUUACUAAUCAUGGUUAAGGGUCAAUUAAGAGCUGGAUUUGUAACACCUAAUCAUGCUUAUGUGAAGGAUAUUAAGCCUGGUGAUGUUAUGGCUUUUCCUAAAGGACAGGUGCAUUUUGUAGUUAACUAUGGAGUUGAAGAAGCUGUUGCUUUUGCUACUUAUAGUAGUUCAAACCCUAGCUUUCAGUUUCUUGAUCAUCUACUCUUUGCAAACGACUUGAACAGUUCUAUGAUUGCACACUCUACUCUUCUUGAUUAUUCAGAAAUUGAGAGGCUUAAGGCUGUGUUUGGUGGCAGUGGCUAGGGAUGUUAAUUGUUUAUUAAGAUGCACCUCUCUAUGUUUGUUUUAAAUUAAGUUAUGUUUAGUUUAAAUUAUGUUAUGCACGUGUGUUUUGUUAUAAUUGUAAUAAUAAAAGAGGUGUGAUUCUUA
Vicia villosa (hairy vetch) is the source of this 810-nucleotide messenger RNA. RefSeq names its product germin-like protein. The coding region runs from base 34 to 684 and encodes 216 amino acids. Gene Ontology annotation, cellular component: cell wall. The transcript has a single exon. The record is from RefSeq and is a predicted model, not a curated record. Gene Ontology annotation, molecular function: manganese ion binding. NCBI's taxonomy places the organism in Eukaryota, Viridiplantae, Streptophyta, Magnoliopsida, Fabales, Fabaceae.